AUGGCAGAAGCUGAGCCAAGCGAGUUAGAAUUGAAAAUUAUCAAACAAAUUGAGUCAUUAUCCACGGAUACAGAUGUCAUUAUGGCAGCUUUGAAGAAAUCAACAAACAAUGUCGUCGAGAUAAGUGAAGAUGGGCAGAGUCUUCAACGUAGUGCCGCUAACCCAAUUGAAAUUGUAACUGAAGACAAACGGGUGGAUAUGAAAAGUCGUACUGUAUACGUGAAAGGUUUUCCUCCAGAAACCUCAUUAGAACAAAUCGAAAAUUUCAUAACGACAUUUGGACAAGUAAAUUAUAUUAGAAUGCGAAGAUACAAGGACAGGAACUUUAAGGGCUCAAUCUUUGUUGAAUUCUGCAAGCAAGAAGAUGCUGUAAAAUUUGUCAACGGUGAAAACAUUACAUUUCAAGAAUCAGAGCUAGAAAGAUUGUAUCACCCUGAUGUUAAUAUCUGGAUGCAAUCAUUUACUAGAAAGAACUACUACGAGAAAAAACGCAAAGAGAGAGCCGAAACGAAGCUGGCAAAGCGUCUUACUGCUGGAGGACAACAGAACAACUCUGACGAUGAAGACGCAGAGAACGAUGAUCAAGAAGAAAAGGAAGAAGUGCCUGAUUACGAAAAGGGCUGUAUUAUGUAUUUCAAGGACGUCGGAGAACAAACAUCUCGUGAAGAUCUGAAGGAAAUCUUUGGAGAAUUUGAAAGUAUUAGUUUUGUAGAUUUUUCCCGAAAUGAUACUGAGGGCUACAUAAGGUUCACGGAAGGUGAUGGCGCCACACGUGCGAUUGAAAAAGUUAAAGAAAAAAAUGAUGGGAAAAUAGUCAUUCGUGACGUUGAGUCAACCGUAAAAGUUUUAGCUGAUGAUGAGGAAAAGCAAUACUGGAUCAAAUACAAUGCCGAUAGAGUAAAAAUGAAGGAAAAACGACGUAAGCGAAAGGUUAAUACUAGAAAGGACGGAAAUAAGAAGAGGUUCGGUAAAGGCCGUGGUAAGCGUGGCCGAACAAAUGAUGAUAAUGACGAUGAUACUGAGGAACCCGCUGCAAAGCAAGAAAAAACUGAAUAA
Trichoplax adhaerens is the source of this 1056-nucleotide messenger RNA. RefSeq lists its product as uncharacterized. Gene Ontology annotation, molecular function: mRNA binding. Gene Ontology annotation, cellular component: ribonucleoprotein complex; nucleus; cytosol. Gene Ontology annotation, biological process: RNA processing. The transcript is spliced from 14 exons. The coding region runs from base 1 to 1056 and encodes 351 amino acids. The record is from RefSeq and is a predicted model, not a curated record. Lineage: Eukaryota; Metazoa; Placozoa; Uniplacotomia; Trichoplacea; Trichoplacidae.